AUGUUCAAACAAACUUUAUUCAUCGCCCUUGUGGUCUGCGCCUUCAUGGCCUCAUCUGCUCUUGGCCAAACCGACGGAACCUACUUCAACUUGCGUCCAUCCGGAGUUGUCUGCAUCACCACACCAUGCCCAUCAUGGACUGUCACUAGAGCCAACGAUAACACUGAGAACACCACCGUUCACUCUGUCUCCUUUGCCGCCAGCAUCAAUGAGUCUAUCCUCUUUGAGGUUGAGUACGACCAGACCCUCGUCUACGGUUACCUAACCAUGCGUUACGUCGGAACCCAACUUGUCCGCCAAUUGAUCGUCGAGCAGGCCUACCGUCUGCUUCCACUCCGUGCUGAGGACCAAGCAGCCCGUGCUGGUUCAUUCUACUCUGCCUCAUUCGAUAACCUCUGGAGAGCCACCCUCUUGAACUCUGAUGCCCUCCUCACUUUGGACGCCCUCCACGAGCCAUACAGCUCAUACAGCCACUUGGAUAUGGAGUGGUUGUUCAACAAGGUUGUUACCACUGCCGCCCCAACCAAGGCCAUCGUUCAGGGUACCAUCCAGCAUGGAGUGUUGGUUGCCACCGCCUUCUACAUUAACAUUGUUGACCCAAGCCAGCGUUGCCCACCAUCACCAUUGAUUGGAUGUGCCACCGGAUACACCGCCGUCUACAGCCGUGAUGUCAACCGUUGCCGUCAGAUGACUGGUUGUGUCAGACCAGGUCCAUGCAUUCUGUCGAUCGCCGUCUGUGAUGAGGGCUAUGACUUGAUCUCCAUCCCAUCAGCUCCACGUGGAUGCCCCAAGUUCACCUGUGACCCAUCCUUCGUCAAGAAGCUCUAA
Acytostelium subglobosum LB1 is the source of this 828-nucleotide messenger RNA. RefSeq lists its product as hypothetical. The record is from RefSeq and is a predicted model, not a curated record. Bases 1 to 828 code for a protein of 275 amino acids. The transcript is spliced from 2 exons. Lineage: Eukaryota; Evosea; Eumycetozoa; Acytosteliales; Acytosteliaceae.